Messenger RNA from Chenopodium quinoa (quinoa), 789 nucleotides. RefSeq lists its product as uncharacterized. The record is from RefSeq and is a predicted model, not a curated record. Bases 1 to 789 code for a protein of 262 amino acids. The transcript has a single exon. Lineage: Eukaryota; Viridiplantae; Streptophyta; Magnoliopsida; Caryophyllales; Amaranthaceae.
AUGGCCCUUGUGCAGAAGUAUGGGAAGCCUGAUCUCUUUGUCACCAUGACAUGUAACGCUAAUUGGGCAGAAAUAAAAGCGGAAUUAGAGCCUGGUGAGACUGCACAAGAUUGGCCAGAUUUAGUUGCUCGAAUUUUCCGAGCAAAGUUGAUUGCUCUUAAAAAAAAAAUCAAGAAAGACAAGGUCUUCGGUGAAGUGGCAGCAAUGAUAUAUGUUGUAGAGUUUCAGAAGAGAGGAUUGCCACAUGCUCAUUUCAUGUUUAUUUUGCAGCAGCAAUAUAAGAUGAAGCGUCCUGCUGAUUAUGACAAGUAUGUUUAUGCAGAGAUACCUCCUGUGACUCAGCCUGAAUUACGUGCAAUUGUUUCAAGGCAUAUGAUGCAUGGACCAUGUGGCGAGCAAAAUCCAGAGUGCCCUUGUAUGCGAAAGAGAGACAAUGUCAUUUCUUGUAAAAAUGGGUAUCCGAAGCAAUACACUGCACAGACUACGAAAAAUAAGGAUGGUUAUCCUUGUUAUCAAAGAACAGAUACUGGAGAAAAAGUGAAGGUCAUAAAUGCUCAAUUAGAUAACCGAUGGGUUGUGCCAUAUAAUCCUUAUCUCACAGCUCUCUUUGACUGUCAUCUAAAUGUCGAAGUAUGUUCAACUAUAAAAGCAGUAAAGUACCUGUAUAAAUAUGUUUACAAGGGACAUGAUCGGGUAGCCUUUAACGUGUCAGCUGAAGAUGCAAAUUGUGGUGAUGAAAUUUCUCAAUUUCAGUCAGGAAGAUGGGUCUCACCUUGUGAAGCAGCCUAG